Molecule: messenger RNA, 6538 nt
Organism: Physeter macrocephalus (sperm whale)
Lineage: Eukaryota; Metazoa; Chordata; Mammalia; Artiodactyla; Physeteridae
Gene: PHTF2
Product: putative homeodomain transcription factor 2
Exons: 21
Coding region: 192-2504 (770 amino acids)
Cellular component (GO): endoplasmic reticulum
Source: RefSeq, a predicted model, not a curated record
UGCGGGAGAGGGGGUGGGGCGACGGCUCUGGAGGCAGCGCGCCCGCGGGUUGCUUCGUUGUGGCUCGUCAGGCUCCCGUGGCGGCGGCGGCGUUUGCCUCGGUGUCUCCCGCGCGCACUCCAGCCGCCUCCUAGCGGCGCGGCGCCCUUUCCUACGCCUAAAAUGACGAAUGUGUGAUCUCAGUGGAAUAAAUGGCGUCCAAAGUCACAGAUGCUAUAGUGUGGUAUCAAAAGAAGAUUGGAGCAUAUGAUCAACAAAUAUGGGAAAAAUCUGUUGAACAAAGAGAAAUCAAGGGGUUAAGGAAUAAACCAAAGAAAACAGCACAUGUGAAACCAGAUCUCAUAGAUGUCGAUCUUGUAAGAGGGUCUGCAUUUGCUAAGGCAAAACCUGAAAGUCCAUGGACUUCUCUGACUAGAAAGGGAAUUGUUCGCGUUGUAUUUUUUCCCUUUUUCUUCCGGUGGUGGUUACAAGUAACAUCAAAAGUCAUCUUUUUCUGGCUUCUAGUCCUUUAUCUUCUUCAAGUUGCCGCAAUAGUAUUAUUCUGUUCCGCUUCUAGCCCACAUAGCAUACCUCUGACGGAAGUGAUUGGGCCGAUAUGGCUGAUGCUGCUCCUGGGAACUGUGCACUGCCAGAUUGUUUCAACGAGAACACCCAAACCUCCGCUAAGUACAGGAGGUAAAAGAAGAAGGAAAUUAAGAAAAGCAGCCCAUUUGGAAGUACAUAGGGAAGGAGAUGGUUCUAGUACCACAGAUAACACACAGGAGGGAGCAGUUCAGAGCCACGGUACAAGCACCGCUUACAGCGUUGGCGCUGUCUUCAGAGAUCUCUGGCAUGCUGCUUUCUUUUUAUCGGGGUUUGUAUUUAUUCAAGACUUCAUAUGGCAUAGAAAUGCACUAUCCCUUUUCUGGCACUCCAGUCUCAGAUCAAAGAAAGCAAAAAAUUCAAUUGAUAAAUCAACUGAGACUGACAAUGGCUAUGUAUCCCUUGAUGGGAAAAAGACUGUUAAAAGCAGCGAAGAUGGAGUACAAAGCCAUGAACCUCAGUGUGAAACUCUUCGACCAGAAGAGGCAACCUGGAACACAGGAACACUGAGGAACAUUCCCAGCAAAGAUACCCAAAGGACAAUAACGAAUGUCUCUGAUGAAGUCUCCAGUGAAGAAGGUCCAGAAACAGGAUACCCAUUGCGCCGUCAUGCAGACAGGACUUCUGAGAGCAUUCUUCGGAAUAGAAAGUCACACCAUUAUAAGAAACAUUACCCUAAUGAGGAUGCCCCUAAAUCGGGUACUAGUUGCAGCUCUCGCUGUUCAAGUUCCAGACAGGAUUCUGAGAGCACAAGGCCAGAAUCUGAAACAGAAGAUGUAUUAUGGGAAGACUUGUUACAUUGUGCAGAAUGCCGAUCAUCUUGUACCAGUGAGACAGAUGUGGAAAAUCCUCAAAUUAAUCCAUGUGUGAAAAAAGAAUAUAGAGACGACCCUUUUCAUCAGAGUCAUUUGCCCUGGUUCCAUAGUUCUCACCCGGGAUUAGAAAAAAUAAGCGCUAUUGUAUGGGAAGGCAAUGACUGCAAGAAAGCAGACAUGUCUGUUCUUGAAAUUAGUGGAAUGAUAAUGAACAGAGUAAACAGCCAUAUACCAGGAAUAGGAUACCAGAUUUUUGGAAACGCAGUCUCUCUAAUCCUGGGUUUAACUCCGUUUGUUUUCCGACUCUCCCAAGCUACAGACUUGGAUCAACUCACAGCACAUUCUGCUUCAGAACUUUAUGUGAUUGCAUUUGGUUCUAAUGAAGAUAUCAUAGUUCUUUCUAUGGUUAUAAUAAGUUUUGUGGUUCGUGUGUCUCUUGUGUGGAUUUUCUUUUUUUUGCUCUGUGUAGCAGAAAGAACUUACAAACAGCGAUUACUUUUUGCAAAACUCUUUGGACAUUUAACAUCGGCAAGGAGGGCUCGAAAAUCUGAGGUUCCCCAUUUCCGAUUGAAGAAAGUACAGAAUAUAAAAAUGUGGCUCUCUCUCCGGUCCUAUCUUAAGCGUCGAGGUCCUCAGCGAUCAGUUGAUGUCAUAGUUUCAUCUGCUUUCUUGUUAACUAUCUCAGUUGUAUUUAUCUGUUGUGCCCAGUUGCUUCAUGUACAUGAGAUCUUCCUUGAUUGUCACUACAAUUGGGAACUGGUAAUCUGGUGCAUCUCGUUAACACUUUUUCUCCUAAGAUUUGUUACCCUUGGAUCAGAAACAAGUAAAAAAUAUAGCAAUACCUCAAUAUUACUUACUGAACAGAUAAACCUCUACUUGAAAAUGGAGAAGAAACCUAACAAAAAGGAGGAACUGACACUAGUGAAUAAUGUUUUAAAACUGGCUACUAAACUGCUAAAGGAAUUGGACAGUCCCUUUAGAUUAUAUGGGCUUACAAUGAAUCCACUGCUUUAUAACAUCACCCAGGUUGUCAUCCUGUCAGCUGUUUCUGGUGUUAUCAGUGACUUACUUGGAUUUAAUUUAAAGCUUUGGAAGAUUAAAUCAUGACAAUUCAGAGAAAAGAAGAUGUAGCCUCUUUUCCAGAAUAAGAGUACCAACUAAGCUGCCUGAAAGCAGUCACUGACUCUUUGCUUCAGGAGUCUCAGCUGGGAAAUUGAAGUGUUUACAUCAGACUGUCCUGUGCAAUUCUUAUAUUUAUUUCACUUGUUCACUGUUUUUUACAUUUAUUUUAGUCUUUAUAUUUUAUUUUUAGCUUUGAUGUACUUACUUGUUGAAAGGGUGAUAAAACUGAUAUCCAGAUACUUGAGAUCCUGGUAAUUGCUCAUAAAUAAUGACAAAAUAACAAAUCGUGAGAAGAGAAGCCAUUGCUAAGCACUGUUUCUCCGUCAAUGCCGUGACUUGCCUUACUUGAGGAAAACUUCUUUAACCUUAUAACCUAGCAUUGGACUCAGCUAAACACAUAAAGCAUUUUCUUCAGUAAAUCAAGAUCCAGUCAGGGUUUCUUUUGAAUUAUUUUGGAACAAUGCCAGGAUCUAAACUGAUUAAGCUGCAGUUUAAGCACCCUUCGGUAUUAAUAUAUAUGGUAUUACACAACAGGUCAACAAGUGCUCUUUGAUGAUAAAACUCUUAAUAGAGCAAUAAUUGUAAAUGGUUACCAUACUGUAAGAUAUUUUGAUAAAAAUUAACUAGUAAUAAUUGUAUUUAUUUGAAACACUGGGCUGUUUGCACAGCUCCAACUGUGCAUGCUCAAAAUGUGCACUUUUUAAAAUUGUUACUUUUAAUGCGUAUCUUUAUAUGGGAUAUGUUAUAGUGUACUAGGGCAUGAUAUGGUAUCCUUUUGAGUGAGGUAUAUGCUCAUCUCACAAGUGAAGUGCCUAUUGAUAUUACUAAAGUACAUUAUGUUUACUCAAGUAAAAUAAUUUUCUCCCUAUGGUACACUAUAGUGUAUGCUAUUCAUACCACACUCAAAUGAACAACUUAAGAAUAAGGUUAAGGACCAGUUAAAUAUUCUUCUGAUUGUUAGUUGUAAAACUGUAUCUGAAUUUUCAGGAAAAAUAGCUAUAGCUUGCAAAUUCUACCUUCUAAACUUAGUCUGGUACAUCUACCCCCUCAACCCCCAAUUAUAUAAGGGCUAUUUUAGAUGCUUUUAACCUAGAAAGUUAACCCCCUCCCCCCUAAGUAAUUUGCCAAGUUUCCAAAUGAGAACUUAUCCUGUUGGCAUGUUAGGUAAAUAGAGCGAGUAUGAUGGUAUCUUACAUUGGGCCUUGAUUUUAAGUUGUUAUGUUUGUACAAUCAAGAAAUUUUAGGAGUUAUGUGAAACAUGAAAUGUUUUAGCAAACUUUUUUUUUAAACUGGGUAUCUAGUUUCUAAAACAAAGAAUUUAUUUGAGACAGUCUAGAAUUUUCUUGGUGCAAGGUGUAUCAUGUUGAAUAUCCUCACAUUUUUUACCAUGUUUUUGGGAAUUUAAAAUAAUUAAUUGUAAAUUAUUUAUUUGAUUGGUGCAGUUCUAAUCCCCAAAUCAUCAUCUUAAGAUCAGGAAUGUGUAGAGAACAGAGCCAUAUCGUAAUAUCACUUUGCUCUCACCAUUCCUUUUGAUCAGCCUCAAUUCAGCCAUUGUGUAGUAUAUUUUCUUUCUGUAGAAAACAACAAAAGUAUUUUGUUUUAUUUGCCUGUGUUCUAAUAUGUUUAAUAAUGACCAAAGUGCAUUCUGAGUUUUUUCAAGGAAUGUAUUACUGGAGCUUUAAGAACAUACUUAUUUUCUCCUGUGAAAAAUUAGGCUUUGUCUGAUAUGUUUCUUCUUCCUCUAUUGUCUAAUGUUGAGGUUGUUUCUAGGAAUUAUAUUUUAUAAACUUUUUCGAAAUAAGGUACAUACCUAUACAGAACUUAACAUUUUGCACAGAAUAUAUCGAAUAUAUUUUGAGAAAAAAAAGUACAGCAUGAGUUCUGUUAGGAAUAAAAAUGAAACUGUUGUAUCUCACAGAAAAACUUAUUUCAGAAUGGAAAUAUUUUUGAGAAAAGUAGCUGAGUGAACUGAUUUAGGAAGAUGCUUGUUUUCGACUGAAGUUCAUUUUAACUUAGAGUUGGGAGUUGAUUUAUUGAGUACAGUGUACCUCUCAACAACAUAUUAAUAUGUUGAAUUAUGUCACUAAUGUGGGCAGCAGUAGAAUACUGAAAGGACAAAGUUGUCAUUUUAAGUAAUUUCAGAACAUUAAUGGAACUGUUUUCAAAGCAGAAAAAUUGACAUUGCUGCCUUUAAGAAUACAAUGAAUGUAAGAAAUUGAAAGAAAUUGUAACAUAUCACAUAAUACAGAAAAGGCAGUUCGCAGAUAGAAUUGUGGCAGAUGUUGUGUGUUAACUGUUGUUUCUUUGCCACACAUGUCGUAUUUGAAAGUUUGAACAGCAAGUUUAAAAUAAAACAUUCUAUGACUGACAGUAUUAAACUAGAAGUGUUUUCUUUUUUUCUGAUUUUCAAGUCAUGCACAUUUCUGUGGUAAUUUUAUAUUUGCUGUAGCAUAAACUUUAGGUAUGACUGUUAGAUUUGAGAGGAGUGGGAAUACAUUUUUAAAAACUUUCCAACAUUUCAGUUUUUGUUGAUUCUCAGAACAUGAAAGAAGAAUAUGUGUGCAGGCUUUUCAUCACCAAAAUGCUAUGACAUCAUUAAUGUUUGUUUGCUUGUUUGUUUGUAUUUAAAAACAGAAAACUGGCUGUAGCCUGGGAUAUUAAAAUUAAUUGCCAGAAGGAUAGUGGUGUUUUUAAUCAAGUGAUUUUGCACAUGAAUUCAGCACGAGAGAUUAUGGCCAAUAAUAACAUGGCCACAGAUGAGUGCGUCCGUAAUUGGUGCCUGGCCCUAAAGCAGCCAGCCAUUUUACAGGCCUUGAGGAAUCCAUGAAACCAGCUGACACAAGAGCUUUGCCCCGUAGAGGCUUUGCAUCCUUGACGUUUCUUGGCGCUUCUCGUACCCGGAGACCCUGUUGAUCCUUGUUACAUGCUGACAGCACGUAGAACCAGCUGUGGAACAUUCACCAGCACACCUCUGCUCAUAGGGAUGUACAGAUACAAUAAGGUAAGAUUUGAAGUAGAUGAGAAAGAAAAAGGAACAGCAAGGAGAGGGCCCCACUAGAGCUGGAAAUGAUGCUAAUAGACAAUUUCAUAUUACAGAGGGCAGACGUAGGCUAUGGUAGGCCACAGAUUUGCCUCUAAGCUUCCUAGCACAUCUUAUAUAAAGGAAAAUUUGAUCACGUACCGAAUCUUCAGUGUUUGGGUCAGAAGUUGUGGUGUUUUUCCUAAACCAGGUCCAGAAGGAAUUUUAUCCUGAGGGUGUGUGUACAGGAACAGUGUAUUUUUAUAAAUAUCAACAAUGUCCUUAAAGCAAACCCUCAUUUAGAGUCACAGGGAUGCUUCCGGGAGAGCCCCUCUCUGAAGGCUGAAAAAUUCUUGCCAAAGUGUAUUACUUUUUUUUUUUUUUUUUAAUAAAUUUAUUUUAUUUAUUUAUUUUUGGCUGUGUUGGGUCUUCGUUGCUGUGCACGGGCUUUCUCUAGUUGUGGUGAGCGGGGGCUACUCAUCAUUGCAGUGCACUGGCUUCUCAUUGCAGUGGCUUCUCUUGUUGCGGAGCACGGGCUCUAGGCUCGUGGGCUUUAGUAGUUGUGGCAAACGGGCUCAGUAGUUGUGGCUCGCGGGCUCUAGAGCGCAGGCUCAGUAGUUGUGGCACACGGCUUAGUUGCUCCGCGGCAUGUGAGGUCUUCCCGGACCAGGGCUCGAACCCGUGUCCCCUGCAAUGGCAGGCAGAUUCUUAACCACUAAGCCACCAGGGAAGCCCCAAAGUGUAUUUCUAUAAGAGACACAUAUUGAAGUAUUUGUGGGUGAAAUAAUAUGAACUCUGGGACUUGUUUUAAAAUUCUCCACAGAACAGAGGAAUAAAUAAACAUCUGUUGAAGUGACUAAUCGAAGCAAAAAGAGCAAAAUAUUGGUAAAUAUUGGAGCUGGGUGAUGGGCAAUUGGGAAUUCAUUAAACUCUUGUCUACUUUGAGACAAGAUUGAAUCUGAUUCAUAUGUUUCUUGUCUGUUAUAACAGCUCCUCCUCC